Botrytis porri is the source of this 462-nucleotide messenger RNA. RefSeq lists its product as uncharacterized. The transcript has a single exon. Lineage: Eukaryota; Fungi; Ascomycota; Leotiomycetes; Helotiales; Sclerotiniaceae. Bases 1 to 462 code for a protein of 153 amino acids. The record is from RefSeq and is a predicted model, not a curated record.
AUGUCCGCCCCCGAAACCCUCCCCGUCAUCGCCCGUCACCUCCUCCGUUACAACCAAUCCAUCCUCUCAAAAACCCACUUCCAAAGCACCGCCAAAAACCUCUACCACCAAACCUCCAGCGUCAAAGCCUUUGCCAGCUCCGAGGGCGUGCGCGGAAACCCUCGAAACAGAUAUGAUGUGCACGGAAACGGGUAUUUCACGCAUGGAAAACGGGAAGGGAUGGCUGCGAAUUUGGAGAUGCUUGGAGUGAGGGGAUUUGGAACGGGUGCAAUGGGGGAGAGAGCACAUGUGUCGAUCUCGGCGAGGAUUGCAGCGAGCAAGGGGGAUAGAGAGAGGAUCUUGAAAAGUAUUGUGAGGGCCAGGGAGAGGAGGGGAGUUGUGGGUGAGGGUGAGGGGUGUGUGGAGGAGGGGAGAAUUUGGGAGGAACAGGUUUAUCCUCCUGUGAAUGGGUGGUUGGUUUGA